Thamnophis sirtalis is the source of this 1317-nucleotide messenger RNA. NCBI's taxonomy places the organism in Eukaryota, Metazoa, Chordata, Lepidosauria, Squamata, Natricidae. The record is from RefSeq and is a predicted model, not a curated record.
UUCCUGUGUGCAGCAUUGAUGGGGAAAGCCCACCCAGGCCAGUAAAUUCAUCUUGGGGAAACUUAAAUCAGCUGUGUCAUCCAUUUCAUGCUCUCUUCUUGUUUUUCCGUAAGCUGUUCUAGGAGGAAUGGAUGGCCGGACUGGCAAAAAAAGAAGUGAAUAAAUAAUGGGAAACGAAGCAUUUGUAGCAGCGGUGGCCGUUUGGCAGCAGCGCAGAGAGCAAGACUCAAGACUUUGAAACAGGCAGCUAUGAAGUCAGAAGACAGCCAGGCGUUCUCGCAUGCGACGGGAGGCCUGCUGCUUUGCAUACUAGCGGUGGCUUCGGGAAUAUUGGAUGGCGCUCACACGGAUACUGGCUACGAGCAUUACGCUGAGCCAACAGUGCCUGGAAUGCCAGCCUUCCUUGCCAUGCCAGCCAAUUGCUUAAUCAAUUUGGCCUACGUACUUCUGGGUUGGUAUUGGUGGCGAGCGGGUGACAAGAGCAGGCAGGCCUACUUUCAAGAGAUCUUUGCCCUCAUGGCGCUUUUUUACGGGCCUACGCAAUGGGUUCGGCUCUGGACGCAGCAUCACCGGGCCGCUGUGUUAGAUCAGUUGUUAACGCUACCAAUUUUUGCUUGGGUCAUUGCUUGGUGCCUCUUUCUUGAAAAUGGGUGGGAGCCGUACGUUUUCCUAGCCGUAGAAGUGACUUCACUGUCUAGUUACGUCCUGGCAGUGCUUCACCCACAGGGUUUUGAGUUGGCACUGAGCGGACAUAUAAUUGUUGUUUUUUGGAGAGUGUUGAAAGUGCAAAGACGUUUUGGCAACGCCAGUUCCAUCUGGAUUAUAGUUCUGGGGACGAUGUGUUGCUUUGGUUUUGUUAGCCUCAAAGUGUGGGAUCGGGAACUGGCGCAGUGGGCAUUCUUCUCUCGACUCACUGGUCAUUUUUGGUCCAAGGUGUGCGAUGUGCUGCAGUUCCACUGUGCUUUUCUCUUCCUUACCUUAAUGAGCAGACGCCGGCUAAGCUCAGCGAAAUAAUCUAAGACAUCAAUCAACAGACUUAAUCAAAGGAGAAACUUGUAACAAUACAAGAACAUACGGUAAUGUGGUUUGAAAGAAUUAAAAACUCUUGCUAAAAUAUGCCAGUUUCUUCAAAAAGGUAUUGAAGAUAGUUGGUGAAAUCCACACAGCAUCCACUCAAGUUUAUUUCCUGUUGAAUAUAACGCUGUUUUAUAAAACCACAUAGGGGAGAAAAAAGUUGCUGGUUUAGGUUCCACCACAAAUCUGCGAAGCCUUAUCCGCGGAGACAUAAGCGCGAAGACUAAUUCGCGCCAUUCGAAG